Molecule: messenger RNA, 531 nt
Organism: Myotis lucifugus (little brown bat)
Lineage: Eukaryota; Metazoa; Chordata; Mammalia; Chiroptera; Vespertilionidae
Gene: GKN1
Product: gastrokine 1
Exons: 6
Coding region: 7-531 (174 amino acids)
Biological process (GO): regulation of cell population proliferation
Source: RefSeq, a predicted model, not a curated record
GUCAAGAUGAAGUUCACAAUUUUCUUUGCUGGACUUCUUGGUGUCCUCCUGGCUCCUGCCCUUGCUGAAUAUAAUGUCAACAGCGGCGAUAGCAACAACAGUGGUGGAAGUGGACAGCUGUCAGUGAGUGUCAACAAUGCACAGAACGUGGCCAAUGUUGACAACAAUGAUGGAUUGGACUCCUGGAAUAUGCUCUUGGAUUACAACACUGGCUUUGCUGCAGUCCGAGUUUUUCGCAAGAAGGCAUGCAUUGUGCACAGAAUGAACAAGGGUGUCAUGCCCUCUCUUCAAGCCCUUGAUGCAAUGGUCAAGGAAAAGAAGUUUCAGGGUGAAGGACCAGGUGGACCACCUCCCAAAGGCCUGACAUACUCCAUCAACUCCGACAAAGUCGACAACCUGGACAAGUUUGGAAAACCCAUCGUUGGCAUGUGCAAGGGGGUCCCAGCAUACAUGGCUGAAGAAAUUCAUGAUGCUUCAGAUACUACUAACCACAGCUCUGGGAAUGGUUCCAAGACCAUUGGACUGCUCUGA